AUGGAGACAAACUGUCAAAGACAUGUUACCACCAAGCUGACUGCAGACAACCAAAACCUGAACUCACAAAACCAGGAGCUGAACUCACAAAACCAGGAGCCGAACUCAAAAAACCAGGAGCUGAACUCAAAAAACCAGGAGCUGAACUCACGAAACCAGGAGCUGAACUCACAAAACCAGGAGCUGAACUCACAAAACCAGGAGCUGAACUCACAAAACCAGGAGCUGAACUCACGAAACCAGGAGCUGAACUCACAAAACCAGGAGCUGAACUCACAAAACCAGGAGCUGAACUCACAAAACCAGGAGCUGAACUCAGGAAACCAGGAGCUGAACUCAGGAAACCAGGAGCUGAACUCACAAAACCAGGAGCUGAACUCACAAAACCAGGAGCUGAACUCACAAAACCAGGAGCUGAACUCAGGAAACCAGGAGCUGAACUCACAAAACCAGGAGCUGAACUCACAAAACCAGGAGCUGAACUCGCAAAACCAGGAGCUGAACUCGCGAAACCAGGAGCUGAACUCACGAAACCAGGAGCUGAACUCACAAAACCAGGAGCUGAACUCACGAAACCAGGAGCUGAACUCACAAAACCAGGAGCUGAACUCACGAAACCAGGAGCUGAACUCACAAAACCAGGAGCUGAACUCACAAAACCAGGAGCUGAACUCAGGAAACCAAGAUAAACAGUGUAAACCUUGUGAGCAGGGCUGGGCAUUCAACGGGCUCAGCUGCUAUACGUUUUAUGAUGUUGGACCUUCUGAGCAGAGAACAUGGGAAGAAGCUCGAGGAUUCUGCAGAGGAAUUAAUUCAGAUUUGCUUGUUUUCCAUCAUACAGAGAAAAAGUAAUGACAUUUUUAUAACACAAUUAUGAACUUGUAUCUAUGGUUCACUCUAGGAUUUGAUGGAUACUGGUUUGGCCUGAGAGUUGUAGAGGGGAGAUGGAAGUGGGUUGAUGGAAGUGAUCUGAUUGUAAACUCCUGGCUUCAACAUCCUACUGAUGGUCACUGUGCAAUGUCUGACUGGAUACAAGGAUGGAGAUCAGUGAGCUGUGAUGAAAAAAGACGAUGGAUCUGUGGGAAGAAGGCUUUAUCUGUUUAA
This is a messenger RNA of Cottoperca gobio, 1104 nucleotides long. Its product is annotated as transcription factor SPT20 homolog. Gene Ontology annotation, cellular component: plasma membrane. Lineage: Eukaryota; Metazoa; Chordata; Actinopteri; Perciformes; Bovichtidae. The transcript has 5 exons. The record is from RefSeq and is a predicted model, not a curated record. Gene Ontology annotation, molecular function: transmembrane signaling receptor activity.